Penicillium lagena is the source of this 996-nucleotide messenger RNA. RefSeq lists its product as uncharacterized. Gene Ontology annotation, molecular function: protein binding. NCBI's taxonomy places the organism in Eukaryota, Fungi, Ascomycota, Eurotiomycetes, Eurotiales, Aspergillaceae. The coding region runs from base 1 to 996 and encodes 331 amino acids. The transcript has 2 exons. The record is from RefSeq and is a predicted model, not a curated record.
AUGCAAGAGCAAGAACAACCCCAAACCAAGGUCCUCACCACCCCUGAACUCCUCGAGAUCAUCCUCCUUCACCUCGACACCCGCACCCUCCUCGUCUCGGCCCAGCAGGUAUGCCAAUCCUGGACAGUCUUAAUCCAGAGCUCGCCCGCUAUCCAACAAGCGCUCUUCUUCCAACCAUUCACCCCAAAUCUCAAAAAGGGCAAAUGGCACUCAAAACCAAUCUGGAACUCUAUCCUUCCAUCACCCUUAAAAAAAGACACAAAACUAAACCAAGGAAACAUAAACGAAUACGAAUCCUCAUACAAACGCCCUAUCUACAAUCCGCUCUUAGUACAAGCCUUCCGGCCCUUCUUCCCGUCAGACUAUGAAUUAACCCUUAUCCACGACAACGAAGAAAAGGCAACUGAAACUGAAUAUAAAGGGAAAGAGCAAGAGAAGGAGAACCCUUUCUCUUUCAAACCCUUCGACAUGCUCUCAUCCCCUCAAAAGAAAUCUGCCUACGAGAGAAAAGAAGCCAGCUGGCGAAAGAUGCUCCUCCGCCAGCCACCCGUAUACGGAGGCGUCACCAUCUUCAAAAUGCACCAUGCAAUGGGCGGGGACUCGUAUAAUUGUUAUAAGGCCCCCGAAACAACCCCUAAGACCAACCAAGAAGAAACUCUAAAAAUGGGCCACUUAUUCACGAUCUUAACACAAAAUCCCGAGCUCUACUUCGGCCGCUUCGGUCAAACGCGCGUCUACUGGUCCGCUCACGUCCCGCCCUACGAGCCUAGCCCCGACGGCCGGGGUGGUGACAAAUACCCACCGCAAGAUGGGUCGUACGACUCGAGGGUGAAAAACGCAUUUGCAAAGGCAAUCGAGAAUUCCGAGGUUGUCGUAUUCUCGAGGGAGGUGAUUCAGUGCUGUAUUUGGGAGAAGAGGGAGUUGACCGAGGAGGAGAAUUUGCGAAAGGAGAUUGCUAAGGCUGAAGCUGGAGGGUCUAAAGGGGCAGAGGAAUGA